Rhododendron vialii is the source of this 1138-nucleotide messenger RNA. RefSeq lists its product as uncharacterized. The record is from RefSeq and is a predicted model, not a curated record. Bases 259 to 804 code for a protein of 181 amino acids. Gene Ontology annotation, biological process: P450-containing electron transport chain. The transcript is spliced from 8 exons. Gene Ontology annotation, cellular component: mitochondrion. Gene Ontology annotation, molecular function: 2 iron, 2 sulfur cluster binding. NCBI's taxonomy places the organism in Eukaryota, Viridiplantae, Streptophyta, Magnoliopsida, Ericales, Ericaceae.
GGGGUUCGAUCCCCCGCAUCUCCAUCUUUGUUUUCCCGUUUUGCACGCUUAAGUGGAAAGCGGUGUUCAAGACGACGACGUCUAAUUCCCAUCUGACGAUGACGGCGGCUUAAGAUCCAAAAAGGGCCCCCCCGAUCUUUCUGGGUGUUUAGUAGCAAAACAAUUGAACAGCAAACCUACCUUCGACCAACCUACCUUCUACGGAAUUGCGUCCAAUUCCAUCUUUUUCACUGAACAAGAAGGUUCGUACUUCCGAUUAUGUUCAUCACUAAGUUUACACGUCUUGGAGCUCAUGUGAUAAAGGGUUUAAGAAGAGGUGAAACAUCCACUCAAAGAAUACCAUAUACACAACUUUUUCACAACCGCCCUUUGCUGCACUUGAAUUAUAAUUUUUUCUCAAGUAAUGCUGCCGACAAAGCUCAAGGAGGAGGCCAUACAGAGAAGGAAAAAAUAUCGGUGACGUUUGUUUACAAAGAUGGAGAAGAGAAGACAAUUAAAGUCCCAAUUGGGAUGUCUAUGCUUGAAGCUGCCCAUGAAAAUGACAUAGAUCUCGAAGGAGCAUGUGAAGGAUCACUUGCUUGUUCCACUUGUCAUGUGAUUGUGAUGGACAUGGAGUACUAUAAUAAGCUAGAAGAUCCAACUGAUGAGGAGAAUGACAUGUUGGAUCUUGCUUUUGCUCUUACAGAAACGUCUCGUUUGGGUUGUCAAGUGAUUGCAAGACCCGAACUUGAUGGAUUGCGCUUAGCACUUCCUGCAGCCACACGCAACUUUGCCGUCGAUGGAUACAAGCCAAAACCACAUUAGAAAAUUUCUCUUAAGAGGAAAUACCAAGGCUUCACGUAACAAAGAAUGGGUAUCUGCCAGUUUUGUAGCAGUCUAGGACCCUGUAACAUGAGUGUACUGUUGCUAUGUUUUCAGAAGAAUGUUGAAACUUAAUGUAUAAUUCUUUGGAGGUAUUACACUCCCAAUUGCCCGCUGAUUGAGAGUUUGAAAUUACACUUCUGUUUCUGGCUAGAACUGCAAAGCCACUGUCUGUGACUAGGGAGUUCAACACCCGGAGUUGUGGGUGGUGGGACAAUGCAAAUCCAUUUCUCCAAGCAUAGAGUGCAGGAAUGAUUAAUCCAUUUUCGAUUUUAUA